AUGACGGCGUUGUUGUUCUUUCCGACCUUUGUGCUACUACUGCUGUUGUUGGCCGCAUCGAGCACGGCACUUCCACCACCCAAUCACCAGUUUCACAUCACCGCCAGCACCACCACCCAGCAGGAAAGCCUACAACCGGCCUGGGCCAACGAUGUGAAUCCUGCGUCGAUACAUCACAAUAUACACGCGGACCAAGACUUACCUGUGGCAGAGGGUGACGCAUCGAUUCCGGUAAUGGAUUUACCUGAUCAGACCGAAAACCUACCAUCGGCACCUACGAGUCUCUUGCCAUUCUUACAAGAAGACUGGUGAAUGAUUCCCUUGUUGUCGAGAUACUACCAACAAAAAAAAG
Exophiala oligosperma is the source of this 352-nucleotide messenger RNA. RefSeq lists its product as uncharacterized. The transcript has a single exon. The record is from RefSeq and is a predicted model, not a curated record. Bases 1 to 312 code for a protein of 103 amino acids. NCBI's taxonomy places the organism in Eukaryota, Fungi, Ascomycota, Eurotiomycetes, Chaetothyriales, Herpotrichiellaceae.